Molecule: messenger RNA, 6468 nt
Organism: Capra hircus (goat)
Lineage: Eukaryota; Metazoa; Chordata; Mammalia; Artiodactyla; Bovidae
Gene: COL4A1
Product: collagen type IV alpha 1 chain
Cellular component (GO): collagen trimer
Molecular function (GO): extracellular matrix structural constituent
Source: RefSeq, a predicted model, not a curated record
UCCGCCGCGAGCCGCCGCGCCCGGGACGGUGCGCCGCGCUCGAGCCCCGGCCCUGGCAGAGUGAGCCGCCCGCCGCCGCCCGCGAGAGCCCGGCCGCCGGCCCUGCCGUCCCUCGCCGCCCCGCGCCGGUCCCCGCCGCCCCGGGCUCGCCGCCAUGGGGCCCCGGCUCGGCGCGUGGCUGCUGCUGGGGCUCGCCGCGCUCCUGCUCCACGAGGAGAGCAGCCGGGCCGCCGCGAAGGGUGGGUGUGCUGGCUCUGGCUGCGGGAAGUGUGACUGCCAUGGCGUGAAAGGACAGAAGGGAGAAAGAGGCCUCCCGGGGUUACAAGGGGUCAUCGGGUUUCCCGGAAUGCAAGGACCCGAGGGGCCGCAGGGACCACCAGGACAGAAGGGUGACACCGGCGAGCCCGGACUGCCAGGCACUAAAGGGACGAGAGGACCCUCAGGAGUGCCUGGUUACCCUGGAAACCCAGGACUUCCUGGUAUUCCUGGCCAGGACGGUCCUCCGGGUCCCCCAGGUAUUCCAGGAUGUAACGGGACAAAGGGUGAGAGAGGGCCCGCGGGACCUCCCGGUUUGCCUGGAUUCGCCGGAAAUCCCGGACCACCAGGGUUACCGGGAAUGAAGGGAGAUCCAGGUGAGAUUCUGGGCCAUAUACCAGGGACCCUGCUGAAAGGCGAAAGAGGAUAUCCUGGACAGCCGGGAGCGCCUGGUUCACCAGGCCUGCCAGGACUGCAAGGCCCCGUCGGGCCCCCAGGAUUCACCGGGCCACCAGGCCCUCCAGGCCCUCCUGGCCCUCCAGGCGAAAAGGGGCAAAUGGGCUUGAGCUUUCAAGGGCCGAAAGGUGAAAAGGGUGAUCAAGGGGUCAGCGGGCCCCCGGGAUUACCAGGACAGGCUCAAGUCAUCACGAAAGGGGACACAGCCAUGCGUGGCGAGAAGGGUCAAAAAGGUGAACCCGGAUUUCCGGGGCUGCAAGGGUUUGGAGAGAAAGGAGAACCUGGAAAACCAGGGCCCCGUGGAAAACCAGGAAAAGAUGGUGAAAAAGGAGAAAAAGGGAGUCAAGGGUUUCCGGGCGAUUCAGGGUACCCAGGACAGCCAGGCCGAGAAGGUUUAAAGGGAGAGAAAGGUGAAGCAGGUCCUCCCGGGCUGCCUGGAACUGUUAUUGGCACAGGACCCUUGGGAGAGAAAGGAGAGCCCGGGUACCCAGGGGGCCCAGGGGCGAAAGGGGAGACAGGUCCCAAAGGUUACCCAGGAAUACCAGGCCAGCCAGGCCCUCCAGGCUUCCCGACUCCGGGGCUGAUUGGUGCCCCCGGCUUCCCCGGCGACAGAGGAGAGAAGGGUGAACCGGGCUUGCCGGGUGUGUCGCUGCCAGGACCCAGCGGAAGGGACGGGCUUCCCGGCCCCCCCGGGCCCCCCGGGCCCCCUGGGCAGCCGGGCCACACAAAUGGACUCGUGGAAUGCCAGCCUGGGCCACCAGGGGACCAGGGUCCUCCCGGAAUUCCAGGGCAGCCGGGGUUGACGGGCGAAGUUGGAGAAAAAGGUCAAAAAGGAGACAGCUGCCUCGUCUGUGACACAACAGAGCUUCGUGGGCCCCCAGGGCCACAGGGACCCCCCGGAGAAAUAGGUUUCCCAGGACAACCAGGGGCCAAGGGAGACAGAGGCUUACCCGGCAGGGCUGGUGUGGAAGGAACGCCUGGUCCUCAAGGUGUGCCAGGGCUCAUGGGCCAGCCGGGAGCCAAGGGCGAGCCCGGCGAGAUCUACUUCGACAUACGGCUCAAGGGCGACAAAGGAGACCCCGGCUUACCAGGCCAGCCUGGCAUGCCAGGCAGAGCGGGCUCCCCUGGAAGAGACGGCCAACCGGGCCUUCCCGGCCCCAGAGGCUCCCCGGGUUCAGUAGGAUUGAAAGGGGAGCGUGGCCCCCCGGGAGGCGUCGGAUUCCCCGGGAGCCGUGGCGAUGGCCCUCCGGGGCCUCCAGGCUUCGGCCCGAUUGGCCCCAUUGGUGACAAAGGAGAAAUGGGCUUCCCAGGCAACCCUGGGGCCCCAGGCCAGCCAGGUCUCAAGGGAGAGACGGGAAAAGUCGUGCCCUUGCCCGGCCCCCCUGGAGCAGAAGGACUUCCCGGGUCCCCCGGCUUCCAGGGGCCACAAGGUGACCGAGGUUUUCCUGGAAGCCCCGGAAGGCCGGGCCUCCCUGGAGAGAAGGGUGCCAUCGGCCAGCCUGGGAUUGGAUUUCCUGGGCCUCCUGGCCCCAAAGGCGUUGAUGGUAUACCUGGAGACGCUGGACCUCCUGGGAAUCCGGGUCGUCAAGGCUUCAACGGCUUACCUGGCAACCCCGGUCCACCUGGCCAGAAGGGCGAGCCUGGAGUCGGUCUGCCGGGACUCAAAGGCCUGCCUGGGAUACCUGGCAUCCCUGGCACCCCCGGGGAGAAGGGAAACGUCGGAGGACCGGGCGUUCCUGGAGAGCACGGCGCCAUCGGCCCCCCAGGCCUCCAGGGGCUCAGAGGUGACCCGGGACCUCCUGGAUUGCAAGGCCCCAGAGGAGCUCCGGGAGUCCCCGGAAUCGGCCCUCCUGGAGCAAUGGGCCCCCCCGGAGGACAGGGACCCCCAGGGUCAUCAGGCCCCCCCGGAGUGAAAGGAGAGAAAGGCUUCCCCGGCUUCCCAGGUCUGGACAUGCCAGGUCCCAAAGGAGACAAAGGGUCCCAGGGGCUCCCCGGCCUGACGGGGCAGUCGGGGCUGCCUGGCCUUCCUGGACAGCAGGGCUCCCCCGGCCAGCCUGGCAUUCCAGGUCCCAAGGGAGAGAUGGGAGUCAUGGGGACUCCGGGGCAGCCCGGCUCGCCAGGACCAGCGGGCGUGCCAGGAUUGCCGGGUGCCAAAGGGGAACACGGCUUCCCCGGCUCCUCAGGACCCAGGGGAGACCCUGGCUUCAAGGGUGACAAAGGCGACGUGGGGCUCCCCGGCAAGCCAGGCUCCAUGGAUAAGGUGGACAUGGGCAGCAUGAAGGGCGAGAAGGGGGACCAAGGCGAGAAAGGACAGACUGGUCCGACUGGCGAUAAAGGAUCCCGCGGAGACCCGGGAACCCCAGGCGUGCCGGGAAAGGACGGUCAGGCAGGACACCCCGGGCAGCCAGGACCUAAAGGUGAUCCAGGUGUGAGCGGGAUCCCUGGUGCUCCGGGACUUCCUGGUCCCAAAGGAUCCACUGGUGGAAUGGGCCUCCCAGGAAUGCCGGGACCAAAAGGUGUGGCUGGCAUCCCCGGCCCGCAGGGCAUUCCUGGCUUACCUGGAGACAAGGGGGCAAAAGGAGAGAAAGGGCAGGCGGGUCUGCCUGGCAUUGGGAUUCCAGGACGGCCUGGGGAGAAGGGAGACCAGGGCCUUGCAGGAUUUCCCGGAAGCCCCGGCGAGAAGGGAGAGAAAGGAAGCACGGGGAUCCCAGGGAUGCCCGGGGCUCCGGGCCCCAAAGGCUCCCCGGGCAGUGUUGGCUAUCCGGGAAGCCCUGGGUUGCCUGGGGAGAAAGGUGACAAGGGCCUCCCAGGACUGGAUGGCACUCCUGGCAUCAAAGGAGAAGCAGGUCUUCCUGGGAAGCCUGGCCCCACGGGCCCAGCCGGCCAGAAAGGGGAGCCCGGCAGCGAUGGAAUCCCAGGGUCGGUGGGAGAGAAGGGCGAGGCAGGUCUACCUGGAAGAGGAUUCCCAGGGUUUCCAGGGAGCAAAGGAGAGAAAGGUUCAAAGGGCGAUGUGGGCUUCCCAGGAUUAGCUGGGAGCCCAGGAAUUCCUGGAUCCAAAGGAGAACAAGGAUUCAUGGGUCCCCCGGGACCACAGGGACAGCCGGGAUUGCCAGGGACCCCAGGCCACGCGGUAGAGGGGCCCAAAGGAGACCGCGGCCCGCAAGGACAACCCGGCCUGCCAGGGCAUCCGGGACCCAUGGGGCCUCCAGGCCUCCCCGGGCUCGAUGGGCUGAAAGGUGACAAGGGGAACCCAGGCUGGCCGGGCACUCCGGGAGCUCCAGGGCCCAAGGGAGACCCAGGAUUCCAGGGCAUGCCGGGCAUUGGCGGCUCUCCAGGAAUCACAGGAGCUAAGGGAGAUAUGGGACCCCCAGGAGUUCCAGGGUUUCAUGGUCAAAAAGGCGCCCCCGGCCUGCAGGGAGUCAAAGGCGACCAAGGAGACCAAGGCUUCCCGGGAACGAAAGGUCUUCCUGGCCCCCCGGGCCCCCCAGGUCCGUUCAACAUCAUCAAGGGGGAACCAGGGCUCCCUGGUCCCGAGGGCCCUGCGGGUCUGAAAGGGCUUCAGGGACCUCCAGGCCCGAAAGGACAGCAAGGUGUGACGGGAUCCGCGGGCUUGCCUGGGCCCCCAGGUGAGCCCGGCUUUGACGGCGCCCCCGGCCAGAAAGGAGAGACGGGGCCCUUCGGCCCUCCAGGUCCACGAGGCUUCCCAGGUCCGCCCGGCCCCGACGGGCUGCCGGGGUCCAUGGGUCCCCCGGGCACCCCGUCAGUCGAUCACGGCUUCCUUGUGACCCGGCACAGUCAGACGACAGACGACCCCCAGUGCCCUCCUGGGACCAAAAUCCUCUACCACGGCUACUCUUUGCUCUACGUGCAAGGCAACGAGCGGGCGCAUGGCCAGGACUUGGGCACGGCGGGCAGCUGCCUGCGGAAGUUCAGCACCAUGCCCUUCCUCUUCUGCAACAUCAACAACGUCUGCAACUUCGCCUCCCGCAAUGACUACUCGUACUGGCUGUCCACGCCGGAGCCCAUGCCCAUGUCCAUGGCGCCCAUCACCGGGGAGAACAUCCGGCCCUUCAUCAGCAGGUGUGCUGUGUGUGAGGCCCCAGCGAUGGUGAUGGCCGUGCACAGCCAGACCAUCCAGAUUCCGCAGUGCCCUGCCGGCUGGUCCUCGCUCUGGAUCGGCUACUCCUUUGUGAUGCACACCAGCGCCGGGGCUGAAGGCUCUGGCCAAGCCCUCGCCUCCCCCGGCUCAUGUCUGGAGGAGUUCAGGAGCGCCCCCUUCAUCGAGUGCCACGGCCGUGGAACUUGCAAUUACUACGCAAACGCUUACAGCUUUUGGCUUGCCACGAUAGAGCGGAGCGAGAUGUUCAAGAAGCCCACGCCGUCCACGCUGAAGGCCGGGGAGCUGCGCACGCACGUCAGCCGGUGCCAGGUGUGCCUGCGGAGGACAUGACGGAGCCGGCCGCAGCUGCGUCUCGAAUGGUGCUACUCCCUCCUCCCCCCCUCCUCCUAACAGCAACGAGCUCUAGAAAUGUAGCCCGUGUACCUCACUGUCCAUGCGAAAACCAUAAGGUGCCUGAUAGGAAUCUGCCAGACUAACACACCCUGCUUCAUUGGCCUCUGCUGCUGAAGGAGAACCAAGUCCACCAUGAGCUGCCUGUAGGACGCCCCCGGGGCGCUCCCGAUGCAAUAAAGAGCAUGUCUGUCCUGAGUCCGCUGCACUCCUGUGUGACGUGAGACCCACCAGAAAACCAAAGGGUGCUAGAGGGGGGCGGGGCUUCCAUCCCGGGGGCAGCCCCUUGGCGUCCCGGCGUCCUGACGGGUCCGUUCCAGCCCCAGACGGAUGGUCUGUUGAGGUCACUGUCGAGCCGCCUCAGAAUUCAGGCUCCCUCGGUCUGUCCAAGUACUGGCCGUGUGGAGCCGAUGGCGGGGCCCUCCCGGUGGAAGGGUGGGCCGGCAGCCCUGUCUUCCGACCGCCCCCUCCCUCCAAAGAAAAAUGUCAGUCUUUCUGCUCCGUGUGGUACUGCGCAGCUGCUCUUGCAGAAAUCACAGAUUUCCUGUGGAAUAAAGGUGGUCCCCAAAGUAGGCAGAAAGGAAAUAUAUAUAUAUAUUUUAGUAAUUUAUAUAGAUGUCAGCAAUUAGGCAGGUCAAGCUGUAGUUUCAUUUCCACUGUUAAAAUAAAGCUUACAUAGUUUCUUUAAAAGCCUGUGUUGUCCUUUAACAGUGUUUUUCUAAACACUAGGGUAUUGAAUGUGAAACACCAAUUUUCAUUGUUCACCUCGAAACCAAAAGUUGUGUAUUGCCAAAGCCAAACCCAGGUUCACGGACGUGGUGUCUGUUACAGGGAGACAUGUCCUUUGAGCUUCUUGUUUUUCUUCUGUAUGAGAUAUCUUCAGGGUUUUAAACACUAAUCACAAACUGAAUGACUUGACUUCAAAAGCAACAGCCUUGAAAGGCCUUCAUCUUAAGAGCGUCCGCGUUCUGCGGCCGGGUGUGAGAAGCGCUCUGUCCAAGCAGAAUUUCAGUGGCGUUACCUGUAGGCACAUUCAGGCGCUCCCUUGGGUUCUUGUGAGCUGUGUUCAGACUUCAGCAGGGGAGCAAAUGGAUUGCAGGGGAGCAGAAUUGGACCACUGUGCCUGAAAUGACAUUUUACUCCAAGUCUCCAAAACGUUUUUAAGACUACUAAGGCCUUCUGUGUAAUUCCUUUAAAUGUGUAUUUCUUAAAAAUUCAAAUUUGUAAUAAAACUAUUUGUAUAAAAA